This is a messenger RNA of Dreissena polymorpha, 993 nucleotides long. RefSeq names its product alpha-(1,3)-fucosyltransferase C-like. Gene Ontology annotation, molecular function: alpha-(1->3)-fucosyltransferase activity. Gene Ontology annotation, cellular component: membrane. The record is from RefSeq and is a predicted model, not a curated record. The transcript has a single exon. Lineage: Eukaryota; Metazoa; Mollusca; Bivalvia; Myida; Dreissenidae. Bases 1 to 993 code for a protein of 330 amino acids.
AUGUCGAAGUGUGCCUACAGUAAUUGCGAAGUUCUUUUGGUUCCCUACAUCACUGAUGAACCCGUUGGUGCCGACGCCCUCUUGUUCCAGGCAAACGUUAUGCACCCUGUGUUUCCUAGACGACGCUCCCCCAGCCAGGUGUUCGUGUUCCUAAACAACGAGCCGCCUUUGUAUGUCCAUGCUAAAGAGAGCGUUAACGCAUUUUCUAAGCCCUAUUUGUUUAACUGGACAAUAACUUACCGAAAGGAUUCUGAUAUAUGGAUGCCUUAUGGGCAUAUUAUACAUAGAUACCAAAGCAAAGCUAAAUUUCUUGAGAAAUUGGAAUCUGGAACGUGUGAUAGAAUCCCGGAGGUAGCAAGUACAGUUGAAGUCUUCCAAGAUAAACCAUAUAAUGAAAUAUUCAAAAACAAAACGGAACACAUUUUAUGGAUAGUAAGCCAUUGUAAAACGCAAUCCAAACGUGAAAAAUAUGUAAAAGAGAUGCAGAAAUUUACAAAAGUGGACAUAUUCGGCGCUUGUUCUGGUAAAAAGCCGCCCCACGCCGAAGAAAAAAAUCGUGUUGACAUGCAAUAUAAAUUUUACUUAGCAUUUGAGAACAGUUUAUGCACGGAUUACAUAACCGAGAAAGUAUACAAGUGGUACCCACAAGACAUCAUAGUUGUUGUUCGAGGAAAAGCUAAAUAUUCCAAGUUUUUACCAAACAACACCUAUAUUAACGCAGACGAUUUCAACUCACCACGUGCGUUAAGUGAAUACCUUAAUGAACUUGGCUCAAAUGAAGAGGCUUAUACUGGUUUCCUUAAACGUAAGGAUCUCUACCACGUGGUCACAGAAAUUGAAAGCGUACAGACGGCAUUCUGCAGUCUCUGCAGGAAGCUGAAUAAUGUUGAAUUCAACAGGAAAACUAUUGAAAAUGUGACACAAUGGUGGUAUGAAACUGACAACAAGAGCAAUACAAACGAGGAGAUAAACGUAAAUAGUCAUCAUAAGUAA